UUGGAGACCUUGGACAGGACAGCUCUGACGAUAACCACAGUGUGACUCAUGGCCCACCUCUCACAUCAGAUGUACCCUUUUGGCCAGAUUAUCAGGAUGAAGGAAUAGAAGACAUCAUAAGAGGAGCUCAAGAGCUUGAUAACAUCAUCAAGCAAGGAUACCUGGAGAAGAAAAGCAAAGAUCAUAGCUUCUUUGGGUCAGAGUGGCAGAAGCGAUGGUGUGUUGUCAGCAGAGGCCUCUUCUACUACUAUGCUAAUGAGAAAAGCAAGCAGCCCAAAGGGACCUUCCUCAUUAAGGGCUACAGUGUCCGGAUGGCCCCCCAUCUGCGAAGAGACUCCAAGAAAGAAUCCUGCUUUGAACUGACCUCCCCGGAUAGGCGCAGCUAUGAGUUUACAGCUACUAGUCCAGCUGAAGCCAGAGACUGGGUAGAUCAAAUAAGUUUCUUACUGAAAGAUCUGAGCUCCUUCGCCAUUCCCUAUGAAGAGGAGGAGGAAGAGGAAGGAAAGGAGGAAGUGGAAGAGACAUAUGAUGAUAUUGAUGGCUUUGAUUCCCCAAAUUCUGGUUCCCAGUGCAGAUCCAUCAUCUUGCCUGGGAGUUCAGGGAUGCAAGAGCCCACAGAGGAGGAAGAGGAUAUUUAUGAAGUCUUACCAGAUGAUGACCAUGAUCCAGAAGAGGAUGAGCAUGGCACUCGACGAAUAGGAGUGGACUAUGCCAGUUAUUAUCAGGGCCUAUGGGAUUGCCAUGGUGACCAGCCAGACGAACUGUCCUUCCAACGGGGUGACCUUAUCCGCAUUCUGAGCAAGGAGUACAGCAUGUAUGGCUGGUGGGUAGGAGAACUAAACAGCCUCGUGGGGAUUGUUCCCAAGGAGUAUCUCACCACUGCCUUUGAAACGGAAGAAAGAUGAAGCGACACAUUCUUCUUUCUGUUCUGCAUUUAUGAAGAAACAAAUCGUCAAGAGCUCCCACUCCCUGUUCUGACCAUACUCACCUCUCUCUUCACUGAACAGAACCAAGUCUCUGCCACCACGUGUGACUGUAACCAUAAUAAAAUAAGUGGGAAGAGGCCCAUUUACCAAAACUGUUACUAAACCAGCCUCUUAUCCCCACACGUACCCACAACCCCACACACCCACACCUGCCCUUUCCACAGGCUUAUCACAAAGAAGUGCUGAGAAGGAAACCUGGGAG
Molecule: messenger RNA, 1188 nt
Organism: Castor canadensis (American beaver)
Lineage: Eukaryota; Metazoa; Chordata; Mammalia; Rodentia; Castoridae
Gene: Skap1
Product: src kinase associated phosphoprotein 1
Cellular component (GO): cytoplasm; plasma membrane
Molecular function (GO): protein binding
Source: RefSeq, a predicted model, not a curated record